Messenger RNA from Lycium ferocissimum, 1626 nucleotides. RefSeq lists its product as uncharacterized. Gene Ontology annotation, biological process: asymmetric cell division. The record is from RefSeq and is a predicted model, not a curated record. The transcript is spliced from 3 exons. NCBI's taxonomy places the organism in Eukaryota, Viridiplantae, Streptophyta, Magnoliopsida, Solanales, Solanaceae. The coding region runs from base 392 to 1573 and encodes 393 amino acids.
CUUUUUUUUCUUCCUAUUCCACAAUCUAAUGUUGAAUACAUUUUAGCAGAAAAUCUCUCUUCUCUUCAAUUAAUUUUUUGAGUAGGACAUGUUAAAAUUCUAUCCUCUCUAAAACCACAACAUUAGUAGCUCUGAUCUUUUUUUCUUAACAGUGAUGUCCGGAUCAACUUAGACGCUCCUCGACUAUUUCAAGGUGUACAUGUUACUUCAAUCACAAGAAAACUGGGGUCGGCUGUGUGAAUCUUCACUAUUAAUGUCCCUCCGUUUAUACUCGUCUUAGUCCACGAGCCCAAUUAUGACGAAUGCAUAACCUUGAAGCCUUAAUAACCAAAGAUCAAUUCUUCUUUUUUCUUGAAGGUGUAGUUUUGCUUGUGCAUGAAGAUACAAGAAUAUGGAGUUUUGGGUUGUUGUAGCAGCUGCAGGUGCAGGUUAUGUAGCGCAACAUUUGCAAAGUUCAUCAGAGGAUAAGAACAACUUACUAGAGAAAAAUCAAUUUCCUAAAUUUUCAACACAUGAACAAUCAGAUAACAAGAAUUUGCUGCAGCAACUACGCGAAUACGUUUGUCCAUUUCACAGACUAGCUCGGAAAAGAGCUAAAAAAGAAGUUAAUGAUCAAAGGGCUUUCAGAUUCAGACAACUUAAUCUUGAUUCAUCAGAAAAUAUGUCUUCUACAGAUUGCACUAGUGAUUCUGGUGCACCAUUCAAUUCAACAGGGAUACCAAAUGGAAUGGCUCUAAUGUAUAUGGGAAUCAUUACUGGCAUGGUGUCUGCUAUUAUUGCAAACAGAAGAGAGACAGAAAAGCUGAAUGAGAAGUUAGAAUGGACCAAGAAUUUAGUUCAAGAGUUAGAAGAGGAAAUCACUGUGAAAGAGCUUUCUAAUGAUGAUUAUGAAAAUCCAAAUUCAUUUAGUCCCUCUAUGUCAGCUGUUGAGCUAUUGUCAACUUCUUCUGAUAUUCAAGUUAAUGAACCAACAAGACAAACCAGUGAAAACACAGAUCCUGUGGCAGCAGAGAAACACGAGUCGAUGAGCGAAAUCGAGGCAGAGCUUGAGGCUGAAUUGGAAAGGUUGGAAAUGAGCUUGAAGGUUUCAACCUUUGAAAUGAUAUCUGAUUUUGUUGAGCUAGAUCCAGAAGAUGAAGUAGAUGUGGCUCAAGGAGACUUGAAAGUAGAUUGCCUCAAUGUGCAAUGCCCUGGUUCAUCAGAAUCAGAUAGGGAUACUAGUGAAACUUGGAUUGUUCAUGCUAAACCUGCCAAUUAUCCUGUUUCCCCGAGGGAGCUAAGCUUGCGCCUGCACGAGGUAAUAGAAUCCAGGCUAGAAGCUCGAAUUAAGGAGCUUGAAACAGCGCUUCAUCGCAGCCAAAAUAGAGCUUGUUCACUGGAAAUACAAAAUCUCUUUCAAGAGGACUUUGCAUCGAGCGAAACAGAGUUUUCUGCAAAUCUACAAAGUCCAUAUUGCUAUUACAAGGCUGAUGAAGAGACCAUUCAUGGAAGUGAAGAUACUUUUGACAUUGAUAUAAGAAUUCCACCUCUUGAUGGAGCAUUGAUUAAUAGACCAAGGAAGGAAGGAAAAUGAUCUUUGAUCUCCUGGAGAAAAUAAGCAAGGACAAUGUGAAAUGGAUUACAAAA